AUGCUCGCCGAGAAAGAAUCCCGAGUUGGGCUGGAGGAGGUGCCGGUGAAACACGGGAAGACUGCCUCGUCGACCAAGGGAACCAUUCCAGAAGAAGACAUAACUUCACGCCAACGAGGUAGAGUCGAGGAAUUUAAAAUCGAUCCUUUCAUAGGGGACCUAUUCCAAUAUUUUAUAGAACAAUUCAACAUGCAACAUAGACCCAUUGUACAUUGCUUAAUUAGAAAAUACAUUGUGAAUUCAAGAAAGAACCCCGUAAAAUUAUUUAGUCAACUGCUUCAAUGUCAAUAUCGUUCAUAUUUUAGUAGCCUGAUCGGUUUCUUCUAUGAAUUUGGAAUUGGAACGUCCAUUGACAACAAGAUGGCUCUGGAGUUGUACGUACGCGCUGCCAAGGACAGCGCGUUAACCUUCCGAGCCCAUGCCAUCGAUUCGUUGACCCUUUUGGAUUCUUUUAGAUUGCAUAACCACUAUAUUGGACAAUUUUGUUUAUCAUCAAUGUUUUAUUAUGGGAAACAUGUGAAAAAAGACGACGUCAAAUCGUUUCUGUUACUUUCGAUAUUGGCCAAGGAGGGUUCGGUCAGGGCCCAGGUGACCUUGGGAGAGUGUUACUACGAAGGCA
Acaulospora colombiana is the source of this 619-nucleotide messenger RNA. The record is from the annotation of a GenBank genome assembly. NCBI's taxonomy places the organism in Eukaryota, Fungi, Glomeromycota, Glomeromycetes, Diversisporales, Acaulosporaceae.